Messenger RNA from Loxodonta africana (African savanna elephant), 4197 nucleotides. It is a transcript of the gene WDR88, whose product is annotated as WD repeat domain 88. The transcript is spliced from 10 exons. Lineage: Eukaryota; Metazoa; Chordata; Mammalia; Proboscidea; Elephantidae. The coding region runs from base 2840 to 4015 and encodes 391 amino acids. Gene Ontology annotation, molecular function: protein binding. The record is from RefSeq and is a predicted model, not a curated record.
UUCAUCAGCUGAUGGACAUUUGGAUUUUUUCUGCUUUUUGGCUAUUAUGAAUAUGCUGCUAUAAACAUUCACAAACAAGUUUUUGUGAGGUCGUAGGUAUUUAUGGGUCUUAUCUAUGGGGCAGUUCUACUCUGUCCUAUAGGGUCGCUAUGAGUCGGAAUCGACUCAACGGCAGUGAGUAUAUAGUAACCUUUUGAAGAACUGUCAGACUCUUUUCCAAAGUGGCUGCACCCUUUGACCAGCAGUGUGUGAAUGUCCCCAUCUCUCCACAUCCUCCCCAGCCUUGUUAUCAUCUGCUUUUUCAUUACAGCUAUCCUAGCAGGUGCAAGGAGUCCUAGUGGCACACUGGUUGUCAUGGAUUGAAUUGUGUCCCCCCCAAAAUAUCUGUCAACUUGGCUGGGUCAUGAUUCCCUUGUAAGAUUGCCUACCAUUUUAUCUUCUGAUGUGAUUUCCCUAUAUGUUGUAAAUCCUAUCACUCUGAUGUAAUAAGAUGGAUUAAAAGGAAAAAAAAAAUUUUUUUUUCCCUGCGGCAGCAGUUAUAUCAAUGAGGUCUACAAGAUUAGGUAGUGUUUUAAGCCAAUCUCUUCUGAGAUAAAAAAAAAAAAAAGAGAGUACCACCAAGAAAGCAGCACCAAGAGCAGAGCAUGUCCUUUGGACCUGAGGUUCCUGCACUGACAUGCUCCCAGGCCAAGGGAAGACUAACGACAAAGACCUUCCUCCAGAGCUGGCAGAGAGAGAAAGCCUUCUCCUGGAGCUGACGCUUUGAAUUUGGACUUGUAGCCUACUAGAUAGUGAGAGAAUAAAUUUCUUUUUGUUAAAGCCAUGCAUUUGUGAUAUUUCUGUUACAGCAGCACUAGAUGACUAAGACACUAGUUAAGAGCUCACCUGCAACCCAAAAGGUCAGCAGUUUGAAUCCAUUAGCUGCUUCUUGGAAACUCUAUGGGGCAGUUCUCUGUCCUGUAGGGUCGCUAUGGGUUGGAAUUGACUCAAGGGUAAUGGUACGUAGUAGGUGAGAAGUGAUAUCUCACUGAGGUUCUAAUUUGUAUUUCCCUAAUGGCUAAUGACACCGAGCAUCUUCUCAUAUGCUUAUCAAUCACGUGCACAUCUUCUUUGGAGAAAUGUUUAUUCAGAUUCUUUGCCCAUGUUUUAAUUGGGCUAUUAGUCUUUUUAUUGAGUUGUAAGAGUCCUUUAUAUUCUAGAUACAAGUCCCUCAUCAGAUAUAUGAUUUAUAGAACUUUUUCCAAUUUUGUGAGUCUUUUCAUUUUCUUGGAGCCCUGGUGGCACAGUGGUUAAGAGCUCAGCUGCUCACCCAAACGUCGGGAGUUAGAAUACACCAGCUGUUCCUAGGGAACCUCAUGGGGCAGUUCUACUCUGUCCUAUAGGGUUGCUACGACUCAGAAUCAACUUGAUGGCAAUGGGUUUUUUUUGUUGUUGUUGUUCAUUUUCUUGAUGGUGUCCUUUGCAGCACAAACUUUUUUAUUUGAGGGAAGUCAAAUUUAUCUGUUUUGUUUGUUUGCUGCUUGUACUUUUGGUGUCAUAGUUAAGACUCCAUUGCCAAAUCCAAGGUCAUGAAAAUUUACACACGUUUUAUUCUAAGGAUUUUUGUCAUUUGAGCUGUUAUGUUUAAGUAUUUCAUCAAUUUUGAGUUUUUUUUGUGUGUGUAUAUGGUGUGAAAUAGGGGUCCAAUUUCACUCUUUUUGGUGUGGAUACCCAGUUGUCUCAGCACCAUCUGUUGAAAAGACUAUUCUCUCUGCAUUUAAUUGUCUUGGCAGCUUUGUUGAAAAUCAGUUCUACGUAUGUGAGAGUUUAUUUCUGUAUUCUAAAUUCUACCAUUGAUCUAUAUGUCUACUUUUAUGCUACCACCACAGUGUCUUGAUUUUUGUUGCUUUGUAGUAGGUUUUGAUGUCAGAAAGUGUGAGUCCUAGACCUUUAUUCUUCUUCAAGAUCCUCUUGGCUAUUCUGGGUCCUUUGAGUUCUGAUGUGAAUUUUAGUAUCAACUUGUUAAUAUCUGCAAAGAAGCCAGUUCAGGUUUUGUUAGGGAUAGCUUUGAGUGUGUAGAUCAAUUUGGGGAGUGUUGUCAUCUUAACAAUAUUAACUCUUCUGAUUCAUGACUAUGGGAUGUCUUUCCAUUUAGUAAGGUUUUCUUUUAUUUUUUGCAACAACAUUCUGUAGUUUUCAGAGAAUAAGUUUUGCUUUUCUUUUGUUACAUCUAUGGUGUCUUAGGCUGGGUUCUCUAGAGAAGGAAAACCAGUAAAGUGUAUAAAUAUAUAUAUAGAGAGAGAGAUUUAUAUCAAGGAAACGGCUUACACGAUCGUAGAGGCUGGAAGGUCCCAAGUCUGUGGAUGAGAAUAGAGGCUUCUCUUGAUUCAAGAAGCCAUGGGGGCUGACAAACUCAAGAUUGAUCAGGUCAGAGAGCAGGGCUUCUGCUCACAGGCUGUGAAGGUCGACGAAUCCCAAGAUUGGCAGUAAGUUGAUAGCUCAAAUCCCAAGAACCGGAGGUCAGACAAACAGGAGACAGCUGCAAGAUCCAGAGUGAGCAACAAAGCCAGAAGGUCUGCUUAUAUUUGAAUGCAGGUCACAGCCCCAAGGAAACUCCCUUUCAACUGAUUGGCUAUUCAUAGCAGAUUCAACCAUGGGAGUGAUCGCAUAUAAACACUGAGAAUCACGACCCAGCCAAGUUGACACAGAAUCUUAACUCUCAUGUAUGGCUAAGCAUUCUUUUUAAUGCUGUUAUAAAUAGAAUUGUUUUCUUAAUUUCAAUUUUUGGAUUGUUCAUUGCAAGUGUACAGAAAUACAACUGAUUUUUGUAUACUGGUCUUGUAUCCUGCAAUCUUGCUGAAUGCGUUCAUUCCAUCCAUUUUUUUUUUUUCAGAUCCCAUUUAAAAUUCUGAGAGAUCACGAGCAGAUGGUGAGUUCCUGCCAUUUCUGUGUAGAAGACACAAAGAUCCUCAGUGGCUCCUAUGACUGCACUGUGAAGCUGUGGGAUGCUGUUGAUGGAGUUGUCAUUCGGAAUUUUGAGCCUGGGCCCAGAGCUCCAGUUUUAGAGUGCAGCAUCACGGCUGACAGCAAAAGAAUUAUUGCAGCAUCCUACGACAAAACAGUCAGGGCUUGGGACCUGGAGACAGGGAAGCUGCUGUGGAAGAUCAAGCACGAUAACUUCAUAGUCUCCUGUAAGCUUUCUCCUGAUGGUAAAUACGUGGUCUCUGCCUUGGAUGUAGAUUUUGGAAUCUGUAUAAUGGAUGCGGUAAACGCCACUACAGUGUCACAUGUCAAAGAUCUUCACAAAAGGUCGGUGACAGCAUGCUGCUUUGACCAUGACAGCCAGAAGGUGGCUUCCGUCUCAUCGGACAGGACCAUCAAGAUCUGGGAUGUUAUGUCCCAGGCCACGCUGCUCACCAUCACGAAGGCACAUACCAACUCAAUCUCAAACUGCUGUUUUACCUUCAGCGGCCAUUUUCUGUGUACAAGUUCUUGGGAUAAAACUUUAAAAAUAUGGGAUGUCCAUACAGGGGAGUUUCGAAACCGUGGAGCCUGUGUGACUCUGAUGCAGGGCCACGAAGGGUCUGUGAGCUCCUGUCAUUUUGCCAGAGACGCCUCUUUCCUUGUGUCUGGAGGUUUCGAUAAGACUGUGGCUAUUUGGGAUGUAGGAGAAGGCUGCCGGAAGUUCUCCUUGAAGGGCCAUAGUGAUUGGGUGAUGGAUGUUGCCAUUAGCAACAGCAAGAAAUGGAUCCUAUCUGCUUCAAAGGAUAAGACCAUGAGACUAUGGAAUAUUGAAGAAAUUGACCAAAUUCCUUUGGUAAUCGAGUACAAAAAGGCCAAGGGCUUAAAGGUGACACAGUGUGAAGGAUGUGACAGACCUUUCUCCAUCUAUGAAAGCGACACCUCUGUUGAGACAUUCACCAAAUGUGUGUUCUGCCGGAUGGAUGCGAGGCACUCGUCAGCAGACGUGGCAUCAACAUCAUUGGAAAGGGAGGACUCCCUGGCAAACGGGGACAGCAAAUGCAAGGAUGACUGAUGGCCCCUGUGCCCUCUGAGUGACUUGAGCAUGGUCCACCCAUCGCGUAGGUUGUGGGGCUCUGCAGGGACCUUUCUCUGGAGCCACUGCCCAACUGCAUAGGCCAACUGGACUGGGGCAGGGGCCGAGCCCUGGCUGGGUCCCUAGCACAUUGCUGCCUCCUGAGCCCCACAGCACCCUUG